AUGUGCGCGUGGCCCUUUGCAGCACUCAAUUCAAUUCGCAAUCGCCUGCCUCGCGUCGCCCGUCUCCCCCUCUGUUGUGUUGCUGUGGCCAUGGAACCACCCAAGCGCCGUCGCAUUUGGGCGAAGCGGCCGCCGCUGCCACACGAAGAGCUCCAAGCGCCUGCCGCGCAGCCAGCUCUUGCUGCGGAGGCCGCGCCCGCCGGCCAUCGGCGGAGACAGGUGUUUUGCCCGGGCAGGGGCCCGGAACAGCCAUGUUGCUUUGCUGCUGAUGGCAGCGGUCGCGCCGCCAAAGGAACCCGGGACGGGUGCUGCAGCUUUUGUCAUCGGGACAACAUGGACACUGCCUUGGGCACUGCGCGUGGCCGGAAGAUCGUGGCCCGCCUCUUGAGGCAAUGGCGCUUGAUGGCGCCCAACAUCUUUGAGGCGGCUUUCAACCAGAGCGUUUUGGCGGAGAUCGAUGGCGCAACAAGGGAAAGCUUGCGCGCCCAAGUGUCUGAGCCCAUGUGGGAGGAGUUGCUUGCAAAGCGGUGCUCCAUUGUCGCCGGCCCUUCGCCUCAAGAACUCCGUGAAUACCAAGACGGAGUGGAGCAGGAUAGAGCUUAUGUGCAGAAGAAGUUCUUUCCAAGCAGGACACGGACGGUCCGACACGCCAACCACCAAUGGCGAGCACCAAUGAACGAGGAGCUUCGUGGACAGGUGCGGGAUCUCGCACACAACGAUGCUGGCUUGCCUGCUGCCUACGUCAGCUCUGCAGCUGCUGCGUUGGAGACUUGGUGCAAGCGUGGGUCUUGGGACUUGUGUCGCCAAUGUGCUUCCGUGCAACCACGUCAUCUGAAGGAAGCAGCUUCACGAGACGCAGCCAAGGGAAACAUCAUCCUUUGCAAGAACUGUGCCAAAAAGGAGGACAAGAAAACAUGGAUACCCUCACCAGAAGAUGUGCCGGCUGUGCUUCGUGGCUUAUCCUGGGCCCAAAUUGAGGCGCUGCGGCCCUUGGACGUGGACAGCGGGCCGGAAUGGAAGGCUGAGUUUGGCUACUACUUCCACAGCAGCAUGAUCCGCUUCUCGUGGGCCCUGGACGACGUGGAGGACAAGAUCGAUGCUUUGCGGAGUCGGCAAGAGCGGAAGAGAGCAAAGAAGGCUUUCAAUUUUCUCGUGGACAAGGACAACUGCAACUACUGGAAAUGGAUCGAGCGGCACCGGCGCUUCAUGAACGACAAUCCCCGGGCCACGGAUGAGCGCCGUAAGAGGCCACUUCGCUACAUCGAGGAAGAGGGCAUCGAGACCGCUGUGUGGCCACAUCUCUACUGGGAUACCCGGCUCUGUGAGACGGCCACUCGCCUAGCGGACGUUCGUCGCAAGCAGCGGGCUGGCCAUCAACAAGAUCCAGAAGACGAUCCCAUGGGUGACGCGACGGGGGGGCAAGAAGACAGCAGCGGCCGCCAAAGUCUCAAGCGGAGCUUCCUCCUCAAAGCCUUCGGGCCCACAGCGGACUACGCUGGUGACUACAACCUCUUGCACUUCGUCUUCGACCUGUCCACUUGGUCGGACAUCGGCGGAAAGAAGGGCGCUCUGCGAGGCAUGCCGAUGUGGCAAGCCAUGAAAGGCGCUGCCUGGACUCCUCAAUACUGGCAGGUUCGCCACGCGGCCGCCUUGGACAUGCAAGCUCAGUGCGGUUACCCGGUCGCUUUCAUCACUUGGGCUCCCUUCGAGUGGUCCGCUCCCUACCACGAAGCACUUCUGCAGCAGAUGCGAGAUUUAGGCCGGCAACGUCUGGGGUUGGCCGGGCCUGAAUCUUUGCAUUUGGCACAUCUCUUGACUGAGCUCUUCAGGGAAUGGGUCUGUGGUGGCGGCCGCAAGUUCGGCGAUGCCACGUCGCAGUGGAAGGCAGCUCUGUUUGGUGGCACGAAGCCGGAUGGCAGUCGGGUUAAGGUCAACUUCGUGGGCCGCUUGGAAUUCCAAGACGGCAAGCGGAAAGAGUCGACCCAAGACUACCAUGGUCGAGGCGCCGUGCAUCUCCAUGGGCUGGUCUUUGCCGAGAGCAUCAAGCACAUGAAGUUGCACGAGAAGUUCUCCGCGACUGUGCCUGCGGAAGGCGACCCGCUGAGAGGCUUGGUGCUCGAUGGCCAAACGAGCAGGACGGGCAGCGGCUGGCCGGUCUUUGAAGGACCUUCUCACUAUGACGCGGCCGUGGACAAGGUGAAGCUUCACCACUCCAUGGAGGACAAGCGGCUCGGCGUGCGAGGCUACAGCCCAGAAGUCCUGGACGUCUUGAAAUGCCAUCAGGAUGCGCAGAUCGAGCGCGGCACCGGCCUCAUGCUCAAGUACGCCGCCACCUACUUGCCCAAGUUCAGUGACGGUCCUGGCAAGGAGCUCAUGGAUGACAGUAGCAGCGGCUAUGGAGCUGCCAGGCGUGCCCUUUUCACUUUUCAUCCCGGAGAGCCUGAGAUGUGGCUGCUGCUGGCCAAUCAAAGCUUCCCCAUGUUCGUGAUGGGUGGGACUAUGCAGCCGAUCAUCGCGCCGCACCCAGGCAUGGAGCAGCCCCCGGCUUACGUGGCGCUCUACGAGCAGGCCGCCUGGCGCGGCGAGAUGACUCUCCUGGAGUACUUGCGCAGGGUCAACAACAAGGGCAACAUCUUGGAGCACAUCCGGAAGGCCCACAUGAAGGACACCAGAGGCCUCAGUUUAGAGAGCUUCGCGGUCCGUUACGAGACCUUUGGCGAGAAAAUCAUAGCUGCGGAGAUGGUGUCCAUGCUCAACGAUAAGCCGCUCGGUUCGAAACCGUUAUUUGACGGCGACGGGUUGUUCAAAGGCGUCGCCGUCUUACGGUCGCCUCGCGCUCGACCGCUGUUGAGGUACUAUGGCCAGUGGAUGGCAUUGAACGUACCCUUCCAGACGCUGAGUGGCUUGCUUGUGCCAGACAUCGUGGACAAGGUGCCUGAACACGUGAAAUUUUUGGCUUGCGCUCUGCAUUGGGCACCGCACGUGUGGCGGAACGAGCAGGCCAUCCGGGAGCACAUGGCUUUGAGGGCGCACAAAGAAUCCCUGGUCAACACAGUGGUUCAAAUGAUCAAGACCCAGGAAUUCUUCAUUCACCUGCAUUUGAACGGGCACCUGGAACGAGAGACGCGCGUGCGGCCGGCUGCGCGGGUGAUGCCUUCUUACUUUGAAGAUGCGGAGAGCGGCUUGCGACUCACCCCGGAGCAGAAGCGGGUGGCCGACAACAUCGACCAGCGCGUCGAUCAAGCCCUGGCCAUUCGAGACGCUGCCGACGAGCAGGAAAUGGAGCGAUUGCUUGGCCUCGCAGAAGAGCACGGUUCCAUGGUCGCCGUGUCUGGCCAACCCGGCACCGGCAAGACUGCCGUCGUGGACCUCUGCGUCAAGCGGGCCCAACGCCUGCAAGCCCGGAUCUUGCUGGCCAUGCCCACGGGAGUUCAAAGGUCUCGAAUGAAGCAACGCCACCCUGAAGUGGACCUCGACACUUGCCACGGGGCCUUUCUCUUCCACAAGCCGCUGGUAGAGGCCAUGGGUAUCAUGAUGUGCUAUGAUCUGAUCGUCGUCGACGAGGCCGUCCAACUUUUUGAAGAGCAUUUUGAACGGCUGGAUCAAAUGUGGCGGGCGGCGGGCAAGGUUCCGUGCCUGGUCUUCGUGGGCGAUGAGUGGCAGUUGCCGCCGCCGGACAACACCAAGCGCAGCCUUGUCCACCACCCCAAAUGGCGCCUGGUCUACAAGAUUGAGCUCCACAAGGUCUGGCGCCAAGCCGACGGAGACCCCUUGCUGGAGAAGCUGGCCUACCUGCGCAAGAACCGGCCCAUGGGCGGGGAAGGCAGCGCCUUUGUGCGAGAUAUGUGCAGCGGUCGCAGAGCCUGGUCUGGGCACCACGAGCCCACGAACCUGGACAUCCAAGACUUGCUGCGCAAAACCGAUGGGGCUACCACUGUCAUCACGUGCACUCGAUGGGGCGCUGCUCUGGUUAACGCUUUGGCCGUGGAGGUGCUCUUCGAGCUACCCGGCCGCAUCAAAUUGGGCGGCGUAGGCGCUGACUACGAGAGCAACCCCGACAACUACCAUUGGAACGGGGUGGCCUACGAGAUGAGGCAGGAUCAAAGCCCGGAGCCCUUGAAAUUAGACCUCUACGAAGGUCUGCGGAUCCGCCUGACCCGGAACAUGAACAAGAGGCUGGACUAUGUGAACGGCAUGACGGCCACGGUCCAAGCCUUCGACCGGUCUUCCGGGGGCGUCAUUGUGGAGACCGAGACCAAGCAGGUGCUCUGCGUGUACCCCGUGACGGAAGAUGCCGCCGGCGGCCGGGUGGUCUACUACCCGAUGAAGCCCGGGUACGCAGACACCGUGCACAAGUUCCAGGGGGCGGAGCUGGCCCACGUGACGUUUUGGCCUGACAGGGAAGGGUGCGCAGCUGCUGCCUAUGUGGCUUUAUCCAGAGUUAAGAAGGACACCGACUACCUCUUGGGGGGCUACAUCAAGCCGGAGCACUUCGUUCCUGCCAGGUGA
This is a messenger RNA of Durusdinium trenchii, 4509 nucleotides long. Lineage: Eukaryota; Dinophyceae; Suessiales; Symbiodiniaceae. The record is from the annotation of a GenBank genome assembly.